Messenger RNA from Mangifera indica (mango), 717 nucleotides. RefSeq names its product probable calcium-binding protein CML29. The record is from RefSeq and is a predicted model, not a curated record. Gene Ontology annotation, molecular function: calcium ion binding. Lineage: Eukaryota; Viridiplantae; Streptophyta; Magnoliopsida; Sapindales; Anacardiaceae. The transcript has a single exon. Bases 64 to 546 code for a protein of 160 amino acids.
AGAAGAGGUGAUGAACCCAAGUGCUGAAUUAUACAUUAAGUUGCACGGUUGCUCAAAAAGCUGAUGGCUCAACCAGGGGGCCGUGAUCUAUCAUCAGAAGCCGAGAAGAUGAGCAAUAUCCUGAGCCUAGUGAAUACAUUCAAAGCCUUUGACUCGGACAAUGACGGGUCGAUUACUGCAGCAGAGCUUGGUGGAAUUUUGAGCUCCCUUGGUCACAAAGCCAGUGAAGAAGAUGUGAGCGCAAUGGUGCAGCAGGCUGAUAAAGACAAGGAUGGGCUGCUAAGCUUGGAGGAGUUUUUGGAGAUGAACACCAAAGAUAUGGAACUUGGUAGCCUUCGGAUCUUCCUUACAUCGGCUCUAGGAUCUAUGGAUGCUGAUGAGGAUGAGAUUUUGACGGGAGAGGAGCUCCAUGAAAUGGCUGAAAAUUUGGGGUUUCCUGUCACUCUAGCAGAUUGUCAAAAUAUGAUUGCUGCCUUGGAUGAAAAUGGAGAUGGAGCUGUGAGCUUUGAGGAAUUUCAACUGCUAGUCAACUCCCUCUUCGAUUAAUCUUAUCAACAACCAUUUACUACCCAUAAACUAUAAGUGGCUUAUCCAAAUGCUAAUUAUAUGUGAAACAAUAAGCAUAUAGUAGUUUGUCUUCUCAAAAUCCUCUAUGUUUUUGUGUGUAAUACAUGUCUUCAAGUGAAUAUUAAAGUAUCAAGAAUCUCCUAUGAUAAA